Messenger RNA from Symbiodinium sp. CCMP2456, 762 nucleotides. Lineage: Eukaryota; Dinophyceae; Suessiales; Symbiodiniaceae. The record is from the annotation of a GenBank genome assembly.
AUGGUCGCCGAUGCUCUUCCCAAGCCUUUGAUGCCGCCCCGUGCUCCUUGUAGCCAGCCACUGAAGACCCCGCCAGAGAGCGAAGAUCUUCAUGGCUUCAUGCUCCCUCCGCCUGCAACUGAAUCAUAUGAUGAUAUCUUCAACCUCGAUUUCGUGAUUCCACGCAGCACUGUCGAGGCCUCGCCCAUCGGCCUGGGCUUCCCCUGGAACGAAGAUUGCAACGCAGGCGCUCCGAAAAUGGGCGCGCUGCUGUUCCAGGCAAUGAAGGCUUUGAUUCCCAACGAUGGUGAGGUUUCCAGACAGGACCUUCCAAAGGAAGUGACCUGCCUGCCACCGAAAGCGCCGCUUCUGCGGCCUUCAGUACAGUCGACGUGGGACAUUAACGAGAUUCCAAAUCUGGUCUUGCCGGACGCAGCGGAUGUCGACUUGUUUGACGAACUUGAGGAGAUCCGCCCAAAAUUCAGUGUGAAGGCCAAAGGCAUACAGACGAGCUUGGAAAAGGUGCAUCAAAACACUUGCAAGAGCAUCUUGAGCGUGCUUGCAUCUGAAGAAGCAGGACAGAAAGGCUUUGCGGAGCUGUCCGAGAGGUGGAGUGCUGCCGCAGCUGAUGGCCGUCGCCGCACGUCCACUUGCUCGACAGUGGCAUCCAUGACGGACUUGGAGCCCCAGCGCAGGGAAUGUUCGAUGACGAAGUUGCAAGCUUCGUCAAUGGUCAAGCUCACCCACUCUGAGUGCGUGUUUACAAGCCCCGUGUCGCUGUGA